Messenger RNA from Juglans microcarpa x Juglans regia, 1831 nucleotides. RefSeq names its product phosphatidylinositol glycan anchor biosynthesis class U protein. NCBI's taxonomy places the organism in Eukaryota, Viridiplantae, Streptophyta, Magnoliopsida, Fagales, Juglandaceae. Gene Ontology annotation, biological process: protein localization to cell surface; attachment of GPI anchor to protein. Gene Ontology annotation, cellular component: membrane; GPI-anchor transamidase complex. Bases 73 to 1500 code for a protein of 475 amino acids. The transcript has 14 exons. The record is from RefSeq and is a predicted model, not a curated record.
GAGGUAGAUCCCCCUCGAAGCUCGAAAUCUGGUCUCUGGUCUCUCUGACCAGUUUGAGAAAAACUGCGAGAAAUGGAGCCUAAAGAGCAGAGCAAGGAGAAGAAGGAGAAGCUAUGGUUUUGGAAUUGGGUGAUAGCCUCAGUCAUUUUCAGACUCGUCCUUAUAUACUUUCCCAAAAACCUCAAUCUCGCUUCUCGCCCCGAAGUCUCCACCCCACUCACCAGCCUCCGCCGCCUGGCCGAGGGAUACUGGUUGAAGCAGUUAUCAAUGUAUCCCUACGCAGGAUCUAUGUACCAUGGUUCUCCAUUGCUACUUUCACUCCUUGGGCCACUCACGGUCAAAAGAAUUGAAGGGCAACCCGAUCACCUUUUAUGCAGUUUGGUUUUCGUGAUUGCAGAUAUUGUCAAUGCAAUGCUCAUUCGUGCUACCAGUCAGAAUCUUCAGAUGGAAUAUACUCGGAGUUUGAAACUUCUGGACCAUGUUAAAUUAUCAGAAAAGCCAGGUAAGAUCAUUCCUUCUGGAGAUAUUGCCGCUCUUGUGUACUUGUGGAAUCCUUUCACGAUAGUUGCAUGCGUGGGUUUGUCAACAUCCCCAAUUGAAAAUCUUGCCAUCAUCUUGUCCCUUUAUGGAGCAUGUAAACGACAAGCUCCUUUGGCAGCCUUUGGAUGGGUUAUAGCAACGCAUCUAUCCCUGUAUCCUGCAAUUCUGAUUAUUCCGAUGAUUCUUUUAUUAGGAUAUGGCCCAGAUACUCCUCCUAGGAAAUUGUUCCUGCAAAGAAGAAAUGUUGAAGUUGGAGAUAAUCCCCCAAAUGAUAGAUGUGAGCGAGAGGAAGUGGUACAUAGACCAGAAUUACCGCAUGUAUUCUCAUGGAGACCAGUCAUUCAUUUCUUAUGUUGGACUUCUUUGUGGUCAGUCUAUGUGUUAGUCCUAUGUGGCAUAUCUGUUAAACAGUAUGGUGGCCUCUGGGAGUUGUUUAAAAGAACAUAUGGGUUCAUGCUCACUGUGCAAGAUCUGUCUCCUAAUAUUGGUGUCUUAUGGUAUUUCUUUGCAGAAGUUUUCGAUUUUUUCAGAAACUUCUUUCUGAUAGUUUUCCAUGGGAAUAUUCUGUUUAUGAUGCUGCCAUUAGCCAUACGACUGAAACAUCGCCCCUGCUUUUUGGCUUUUGUGUAUAUUGCGAUCUCUUCAAUGCUUAAGUCUUAUCCUUCAGUCGGAGACUCAGCUCUAUACUUGGGUUUGUUGGGGUUGUUUGUUAACGAGCUUGCAGAUAUGCAAUUCUCUUUCUUCCUGUUCUGUGGUUAUGUUGGGGUUUCUCUCCUUAGCCCUGUGAUGCACAACCUGUGGAUAUGGAGGGGCACCGGCAACGCAAAUUUCUACUUUGCAACAGCAAUGGCUUAUGCUUGCUUGCAGAUUAUUUUGGUGGUUGAGAGUGUAAGCGCCAUGCUCAAUCAUGACAGAACGCUGAGAAAGCCUCUAACAGAGCUUCAAGAUGGCAAAAAUUGAGCACUUCUUGCGACUGUAUGCAUAUUUCUGAUCACUCGGUUUGGUGCUUUAGAGUUUAACAGCCACCAAAAUUCCAGUGGCAGUGCUGCUAUGGCCUUUCCUUAUCUUUUACUUCUCAUAGACAUAAUUGCAAAGCUCUCUCAUGAUGGAUCGGACGCCAUAGCCAUUCUCGUGAAAUGCUUUUUAAUCAGCAGCUUUCGGAUUCGUAGGAUUAACUAACUAGAUAACAAUGUUUCAGAGUAUUCUUUUCCAGUGUAAAUUAUGUUGUUGGAUUCUCAAGGCUCUUUUUGUAUUCGCCCUGUGCAUAUUCAAAUGACACAUACUCUUAACU